AUGAAACCAAAUUUCGGCUCGUCCGGUCUGUUAGCUGCGGCAACAAACACGGUGAAGAAUGUUGAUGGGAGUAGUACACUGUUAAAGUACAACGAGCCACCAGAAGCACGAAAACCAGUCGUAGGUUGGAGGCUGUAUGUCUUCAAAGGGAGCGAACAAGUUGAUCUCCUUCACAUUCACCGCCAAAGCGCAUACCUCAUAGGACGAGACCAUACGGUCGCUGAUAUUCCUAUUGAUCACCCUUCUUGCUCCAAGCAGCACGCCGUCAUACAAUAUCGCUACGUGCAAACCAAAGACGAAUAUGGAGCCUCAAAAGGAUCCAUCAAACCCUUCGUAAUCGAUCUCGACUCCACCAAUGGAACGCAUGUUAACGACGAAACCAUACCAACUACGAGGUUCUACGAACUGAAACCGAGCGAUGUUCUUAAGUUUGGACAGUCAACCCGGGAGUAUGUCUUACUUCACGAUGAGGUCUCAUAA
Molecule: messenger RNA, 480 nt
Organism: Stereum hirsutum FP-91666 SS1
Lineage: Eukaryota; Fungi; Basidiomycota; Agaricomycetes; Russulales; Stereaceae
Product: SMAD/FHA domain-containing protein
Exons: 5
Coding region: 1-480 (159 amino acids)
Biological process (GO): maintenance of RNA location; mRNA splicing, via spliceosome
Cellular component (GO): nucleus
Molecular function (GO): mRNA binding; protein binding
Source: RefSeq, a predicted model, not a curated record